This is a messenger RNA of Protobothrops mucrosquamatus (brown spotted pit viper), 1807 nucleotides long. RefSeq names its product heat shock protein family A (Hsp70) member 14 (gene HSPA14). The record is from RefSeq and is a predicted model, not a curated record. Gene Ontology annotation, cellular component: ribosome; cytoplasm. Bases 20 to 1546 code for a protein of 508 amino acids. The transcript has 14 exons. Gene Ontology annotation, molecular function: misfolded protein binding; ATP-dependent protein folding chaperone; ATP hydrolysis activity. Gene Ontology annotation, biological process: protein refolding; cellular response to unfolded protein. NCBI's taxonomy places the organism in Eukaryota, Metazoa, Chordata, Lepidosauria, Squamata, Viperidae.
GGUAGUGAGCGCGGCAAAGAUGGCGGCGAUCGGGAUCCACUUGGGGAGCAGCUGCGCCUGCGCGGCCGUUUAUAAGGAUGGCCGUGCAGAUGUUGUGGCUAAUGAUGCUGGGGACCGAGUAACUCCUGCAGUGGUUGCGUUUUCUGAAAAGGAAGAGAUUGUUGGUCUGGCAGCGAAACAAAACCGGGUGAGAAAUCUCUCAAAUACCGUAGUGAAAGUGAAACAGAUCCUUGGAAGAAGCUCUGGAGACCCACAAGCGGAAAAAUACAUUGCAGAAAGUAAAUGUUCAGUCACCGAAAAGAAUGGAAAACUUACGUAUGAAAUAGAUGGCAAACUCGUUUCUCCAGAAGAUGUUGCAAAGUUAAUCUUCAGGAAAAUGAAAGAAACUGCUCAAUUCGCAUUGGGUUCUGAUGUCAACGACACUGUUAUUACCGUGCCUUUUGAUUUUGGAGAGAAGCAGAAAAAUGUCCUUGGAGAAGCUGCUAAAGCAGCUGGACUUAAUGUUCUUAGACUAAUUCAUGAACCAUCAGCGGCUCUGCUGGCUUAUGGAAUUGGACAAGAUUCACCCAACGGAAAAAGCCACGUGCUGGUGUAUAAACUUGGAGGUGCUUCGCUUUCCAUCACGGUCGUAGAAGUCAACAGCGGGCUGUAUCGGGUGCUGUCUACCACCACCGAUGACAGCAUAGGUGGGACCUGUUUUACCGAAGCGUUAGCGCAACACUUGGCUUCGGAAUUCCAGAGAUGCUAUAGAAAUGAUGUGAGAGGAAAUCCCAGGGCUAUGAUGAAGUUAAUGAACAGUGCUGAAGUUGCAAAACAUUCAUUAUCCACCCUGGGAACCGCCAAUUGUUUUGUGGACUCCCUCUACGAUGGGAUGGAUUUUGACUGUAAUGUUUCCAGGGCCCGAUUUGAACUUAUUUGUACUGCACUUUUUGUUAAGUGCAUUGAAGCGAUCAAAAAAUUGUUGGAACAAGCAGGACUUGGGACGGAUGAUAUUAGCAAGGUGGUUCUCUGUGGUGGAUCAGCCCGUAUUCCAAAACUGCAACAAAUGAUCAGAGAACUUUUCCCUAAUGUUGAACUGCUAAACUCCAUCCCUCCCGAUGAGGUCAUCCCUAUCGGAGCGGCCACAGAAGCAGGAAUCUUGCUUGGCAGAGAGCAGAUAUUUUCAGAUGACGACAUGCUGUCCAUUGAAUGUUCUGCCAAGGACAUACUAGUCAAGGCAGUAGACCAGUUGGGGGCUGACAAAUUCCUCGUGGUGUUCCCAUCAGGAACGCCUUUGCCAGCUCGAAGGCAGCACACUCUGGAGGCCCCAGGAGAAAUUUCCUCCGUCUGUCUGGAAUUGUACGAGUCUCUGGAAAAGGGUCCAGUCAAAGAAGACGAGAGAUUUGCACAGAUUGUGCUCCAGGAUUUAGAUGUCAAAGAAGAAGGUCUGCAUCAUAUAUUAGCUAUCCUUACAAUGAAGAGGGACGGAUCAUUACACGUAACCUGCACAGAUCAAGACACUGGAAAAUCAGAAGCCAUCACUGUGGAAGUGGCCUCACAGGCAUGAUUAGAAAGCCCCUUUUCUCAGUUAUAGUAAAUUUUAUUUUCACACACAGCUUUGGGUCUCAUUCUUCAGAGGAACCGAUAAUAGCUAGGCGUCUUCACUAUGAACUGUAAACUGUUUUAAUGGAGAAGUACACAUACCUACAAACCCAUAAUGGCAAAUUGGCUUCAUUUCAGUUUGUGAACCGUGUACAUUGGAGAAUCUAUUCUGUUACUUGUGAAUAAUAAACCCUUAUGUUUUUAUAUUCAUCAUAAGGCCGUCAUU